AUGAACUCUGUGGAAAGGAGAUCAACAUGGAACAUAUCUUCUAGUGAUGAUUUUGUGAUCAAGCCAGUUUUGGGAGAUUUAUCAUGGCCAGAACUUUCUGACACAACCAAAACUCACUCGAGCAAGACUACAUCUGAUUCAUCGAGAAAGAUGAGCGAUGCAUCAGGAUCAUCAUUAGAUUAUGACACUCUUCGUCAGAAUGUUUUAGCUACUAAGUUGAUACACUUCACAAAAGAAUUGUUAAGUACACCGAUCAACGUUUCUGUGUCCGCAAAAAGUGUUCUUGCACAACCCUCGGGACAAAGUUCAUAUGUCCGUCCUGAACAACUUUCUCAUGGUGGUACUAAAAACCAACAUCAAUGGAAUUCAUACGAUAACCAAAAUGGUAAUCAACAAAGGCAUGGAGGCUGGCGCAGUCAGAGUCACGGACAUGGGAAUCAAAACUUGAAUUUGAGAGAGGGUUUUAUACAAGCACCAAGAGGUAUACCAGGAUACGUAAUACAUGCACCACCACCUAUGCCACUAGUCUUUGAUCGGUAUAUGCUACCAACAUAUCAGCCUUGUUAUCAUUUUGGUAGUCCCAUGGUCUCUCAUGAUUUAGCACCACCAAGAAUGUAUAAUCAUUCUCCUCCUAGACCACUCAUCAAACCACCUCUUCCAGUUGUCUACCAAGAUUCUUUGGAAACUAGAAUACGAAAUCAGGUUCAUUAUUAUUUUAGUGAGAAGAAUUUAAAGACCGAUAAUUUCAUGCGCAUGCGCAUGAGUAGCGAAGGUUUUGUUCAUAUACAAUUUAUUGCAGGUUUCAAUAAGCUCAAAGCGUUGACAAGAAACAUUCAACUUAUAGUGGACGCUUUACAAAAUUCAAACGUUGUUGAAUUGAAGGGCUAUGAAAUACGAAGUCGAGAUAUGUGGAGAAAAUACUUAAUGCCUCUUCAUUUGCGGGUUCCUUUUGUUCCAACCCUAGAACAUGAAAGACCUAAGCAAAGUCCAAAACCAAUCACCCAAAACAUAAACUCGGGUAAAGUUCUAACUGAUAACUUAGAAUAAAAGAUCAAAGUUUAUGUAUGUUGUUUUUGUUCCGGAUUAAUCCGAGGUAGUAUGUUCUUUUCGUUAUAUGAACCUCUUAUUUUAUACGCAUUUUAA
Molecule: messenger RNA, 1143 nt
Organism: Capsella rubella
Lineage: Eukaryota; Viridiplantae; Streptophyta; Magnoliopsida; Brassicales; Brassicaceae
Product: la-related protein 1C-like
Exons: 6
Coding region: 1-1047 (348 amino acids)
Molecular function (GO): RNA binding
Source: RefSeq, a predicted model, not a curated record